Molecule: messenger RNA, 942 nt
Organism: Ornithorhynchus anatinus (platypus)
Lineage: Eukaryota; Metazoa; Chordata; Mammalia; Monotremata; Ornithorhynchidae
Product: olfactory receptor 1361-like
Exons: 1
Coding region: 1-942 (313 amino acids)
Biological process (GO): G protein-coupled receptor signaling pathway
Cellular component (GO): membrane
Molecular function (GO): olfactory receptor activity; G protein-coupled receptor activity
Source: RefSeq, a predicted model, not a curated record
AUGGGUCCCGCAAACCAGACGGGUGACUCAGUGUUCAUCCUGCUGGGUGUUUCCAGUGACCCCGGGCAGCAACGGAUCCUCUUCGUGCUCUUCCUGACUCUAUACCUGGUCACUGUCGGGGGGAACCUACUCAUUGUCGGGGCCAUCGGCACUGACUCAAACCUCCACUCCCCCAUGUACUUCUUCCUCUCCAACCUGUCCCUUGUUGACAUCUGCUUCUCCUCCACCACCGUCCCCAAGAUGCUGGCCAACAUGCAGACCGGCAGCCACACCAUAUCCUAUGUCGGCUGUCUGAGCCAGGUAUAUUUUUCAUUUCUAUUUGGUGAUCUGGAUGAAUUCCUCCUGGCCGUGAUGGCAUAUGACCGCUUCAUGGCCAUCUGCCAGCCUCUGGGCUACACCACAGCCAUGAGCCCCCGGCGCUGUGUCCUGCUGGUGGCUGCCUGCUGGGUCAUGGCUCAGUUCAAUUCUCUAUUACACACCAUCCUGUUGGCUCAAUUAACCUUCUGUGCUGACCGCACUGUUCCCCACUUUUUCUGUGAUCUGGCCCCAGUGCUACUACUGUCCUGCUCCAGCACCUCCAUCAAUGAGCUGGCACUAAUAUCUGUGGGUGGGACCGUGAUUGUACUACCUCUGAUGUGCAUCCUGGGCUCUUAUGCCCACAUAAUCUCUGCCAUCCUGAGAAUGCCCUCAGCAGGAAGCAAGCACAAAGCCUUCUCCACCUGCGGUUCCCACCUGGCUGUGGUCUCGCUGUUCUACGGGACGGUCAUCGGUGAAUACCUGUGCCCCUCACCCCCGGGCUCCACUGAUGAGAGCAGCUUAGCUGCAGUGUCGUACGCAGUGGUGACCCCCAUGCUCAACCCCUUCAUCUACAGCCUUCGCAACCACAAACUGCAACGGGCCCUGCACAGGUUUCUCGGUAGGAAGAAACCCUCCAAUCUGUAA